Pistacia vera is the source of this 922-nucleotide messenger RNA. RefSeq names its product glutaredoxin-C4-like. Bases 115 to 516 code for a protein of 133 amino acids. Gene Ontology annotation, cellular component: cytoplasm. The record is from RefSeq and is a predicted model, not a curated record. Gene Ontology annotation, molecular function: glutathione disulfide oxidoreductase activity. NCBI's taxonomy places the organism in Eukaryota, Viridiplantae, Streptophyta, Magnoliopsida, Sapindales, Anacardiaceae. The transcript has 4 exons. Gene Ontology annotation, biological process: cellular response to oxidative stress.
UCAAUAUAAAAUGAGUAAACCAAUGCGUAUAUUUUCUGCAAUAAAAAUAUCUUGGAUUCUCUUGUGCUUCAUUUGAGUGUGUCUUCUGUAAAUUUGGUGCAUCAGGAGUCUUCAAUGGCGGCGAGACUAUUCAUUUCAGGAGCAAUGGCGGCCUUUCUCUGUUUGGCAUCUCUUUCUGGAGCUUCUGAUACAACCCCAGAAGUUGCUUUUGUCAAGAAGACCAUCUCUUCUCACCACGUCGUCAUCUUCUCCAAGUCCUAUUGCCCGUUUUGUAGAAGGGCAAAAGCUGUCUUCAAAGAGUUGAACCAAGUUCCUCAUGUAAUUGAGCUUAAUGAGAGAGCUGAUGGCUCAAACAUUCAAGAUGCCCUACUUGAGAUUGUUGGAAGGCGCACUGUACCACAGGUGUUCAUAAAUGGAAAGCACAUUGGAGGCUCAGAUGAUACCGUGGAAGCAUAUGAAAGUGGGAAACUGGCAAAGCUUCUAGGUAUUGUUGUUGACAAUAAAGAAGAACUCUGAACCAAUACUAACAAAAGUAUUAUUCAGUGCUAGAAUUGCUUCGAGUGCAGAGCUUAGUGCUUCCUGAGGAACUUGCUAAACUUUGAUGCACUGCUGUGAAGUGUAAGGAUGAUCUUUGUGCUGAUAAUAAGAUAAUUUUGUUAUUGUUGGAGAAACUUUUGAAUUCAGUACUUGUGUAACUCUUUCUAUGCAUAUUUAGGACUUUUUUCUUUAGAUCAACUUUGGAGAAAUUUUUAGAUCCUCUAUGAUUGGUGCUUUUCAAAAUGAAUACAUACGUACAAAAUAUUUUCAUACAUGUGAGCAAGAUUAUGAAAGUUCAGCCAUUUAGUUUCAGUCGAAAGUUCUGUAGAUGUUGGACUGUUGCGUGCUGCCUAAUUUGGGAUUUAAUCAUUUUGUUUUUGAUUCA